Molecule: messenger RNA, 2949 nt
Organism: Dictyostelium discoideum AX4
Lineage: Eukaryota; Evosea; Eumycetozoa; Dictyosteliales; Dictyosteliaceae
Exons: 1
Coding region: 1-2949 (982 amino acids)
Source: RefSeq, a predicted model, not a curated record
AUGUCUAAAAAAUUAUCUUCAUUAUCUUUAAACUCAUCAGAAGUUUUUCCAAUUCAAAUUGAAUAUUUGAAAAAAUUGAAAACAAAUUUUUCAUUAUCACUAAAACAAAAUUGUUUAAUUUUGUUAUCAAAAUUAAUAACAUCAGAAAAUAGUAAUUUAAAUUUAGAUAUAUUACCACUAGAUUUAAAACAAGAAUUAAUUCAUUUCCUAUUGGAAUACAGAUUAUUAUAUAACUAUAAUAAUGUUAAUCUUAAUGGAAGUAGUGGGAAUUUAAAUAAUAAUAUUAAUAAUAAUAAUAAUAAUAAUAAUAAUAAAAUAAUAUUUCAAACUGAAAUAUUUCAAUCAAUUGCAGAUAAUAGGAUAAAAUCAUUGGAUUUUAGUGUUGUAAAAAGUAAAAUUUCAAUUGGUGAUCCAACAAAGGAUAUUCUAAAAUUAUGUACAGAUAUAAAAAAUUUAGAUUUUUCUAAUUGUUAUAAUGUUAAUGAUUCAUUUUUAAAAAUUAUUAUAAAUAAUCUCCAAUCAUCAUUAUCAUCAUCAUCAUCGUCAUCAUCAACAAAUAUUUCACCAUUAUUAUUAUCAAAAUCAAAAUCCAUUGAAUUCAAUAGCAAUGAAAGACUAUCAUCAAUUGAAACUAAUAGUAGUGGUAGUGAUGAUCCAAAUAGUAGUGGUGGCUCAGCAUCAAUAAUAAUUCCACCAACACCAAUACCACCACCAAUCAUGUUAAGUCAAUUAACACCAAAAAAACAAAAAAGAUUUUCAUUAAAAAAUAAAAUAUUUUCAAAAAAGAAACAACAAGAUGAAAUAAAUAACCCUGAAUGUAAUAGUAGUAGUAGUAGUAAUAAUAAUAAUAAUAAUUGUAAUAAUAGUCAACAACAAGAACUAGAUCAACAAGUUCAAAUCCAACAAGUUCAAAAUCAACAACAACAACAAAAUCAAAAAAAAUUAAAACAAUCUAAUGAAGAAUUAAAAAGUAACGAUGUGUUUAUAACACCAUCAUCACCAAGACAAAAUCUUCAAAGAAAUUCAAGUAUUUUAUCAAAUAUAUUAAGCUCAAAUUCUCAAAAAUCACCAUCAUUCAAUGAGAAUUUUGGUUUAUUUUUCUUAUCAUUAAAACAAUGUUCAUCAGUUUCUGAUAAAGUUAUUAGAAAAAUAAUUAAAUUAUCACCAAAUAUUCAAUAUCUUGAUUUGACUGGUUGUAAAAUAACUCCAAAAACAUUGUUAUAUAUAACAACAACAUGUACAAAAUUAAAAACUUUAAAUAUUGGUAAUAUUGAUUUCCCAAUUUCUCCAAUAUUAGCUCAAUCAAUUUCAAAACUUCAAUCAUUAGCAUCAUUAGAUUUAAGCAGUAUACCAAAAUUAACAACUCAACUUUUAACAACAAUCAUUACCUAUUCAUCAAGUAAUGGUAUUGAUCAACCCCACAGAGCAACUAUUAGUGAACCUCCAACUCCAAGAGAAAGAAAUAGUACAAAUAAUAAUAAUAAUAGUAAUUUAAAUCAAAUGAUGAAUAAAUUACAAAUUUCCAAUUCUCAACAGCAACAAUCACAAUCGCCACCAACAUCACCUGAUAUAAACUCAUCAACAACAACAAAUUCAAAUUUAUCUUUACAACAUCAACAACAAUCAAUUCAAUCAACAAUUAAAAAUAUAAAUUUAUCACCAUCAAUUCAAUCAUUAGCAUCAAUUUCAACAGCAUCAUCAAAUUUAUAUACACCAAGAUCAGUUUUAUCAUUUGAAAUGUUUGGAGUAUUUCCAAAUACUUUAUUAACACUUAAUUUAUCACAAACUGAUAUUGAUGAUGCAAGUUUAUUAAUAUUGGCAAGAAGAUGCAUUUACCUUCAAGAUUUAGAUAUUUCAUUUUGUACAAAGAUUACAAAUCAAGGUUUAACUGAUAUAUCAAAUUAUUUAUGUACAUUAGUAAGUUUUUCAGCAAAAAUUAUAAAAGCAUCUUAUGGUUUAGUUGAUUUAAUUAUUGCAAAUUUUAAUUUAAUUAAAUUGGAUUUACAAUAUACUAAAUUGGAAGAAUCUCAUUUAAAAGAAAUAUUCUCAAGUGUAAAUUUAACAAAUUUAAAUCAUCUAAGAUUAGACGGUACUCCAAUCACUGAUGAAAUCUUUAGAAUGAUACCUAUUCGUAAUAAGAAUUUAAAAGUGGUAGGUUUAUCAAGUUGUAAAGGAAUUUCAUGGGACAUAUUCACAAUUUUAGCAACUCAAUUUAAAACAUUAAAAAAAUUAUAUAUCUCUCAUUGUAAAAUGGGUGCUAAUUCAUCAAUCAAUAUCUCUGGUGGUAGUGGUAGUAGUAUUGGUCAUUUAGAGAAGGUUAAAUUAUUUUUUAGUGAAUGUUCAGAAUUGGUAGUAUUAGAUAUAUCAUUCACACCGUUAGUUAAAGAUUCAAUACUUCAACUAUUAAUUGAUAGUGGUAGUAGUGAUGAUAGUAGUGGUAAAGUUGGUUGUUCAAGAUCAUUAGAAUCGUUAUUCAUUGGUGGUGGUUUUCAUAAUCUUUCAUCAUCAAUUUUACAUAAUCUAGUUAUUGAAUGUAAUAGAAUUAGAGUUUUCUCAUGUAUACAAUGUUAUAAUAUAAAAGAUGAAACAAUAUCACUAGCAUUAGACAAAUGGUUAUUAUUGGAAGCAUUAGAAUUAACUGAUUGUAUUUCAUUAUCAACUUCAACAAUUACAAAUUAUAUUACAUCUGAAACUUCUCAUAUUCAUUCCCAUCUUCGUUUUAUAUUUUUUAGUAAUUUAAUUAAUAAUGAUAAUUUAAUUAAUAAUAAUAAUAAUAAUAAUAAUAAUUUUAAUAAUAAUAAUAAUGAUAAUAAUAAUGAAAAUAGUAAUAAUAUUGACGAAAACUUAUUAUUAAACAAAGUUAAAGAAAAUUCUUCAUUAGAAAUUUUUGAAUUCAAUAGAGAAAUCACUUUAGAAAAUGUUAUAAAUCAAGGAUGGUUAAAUAUUUAA